Messenger RNA from Linum trigynum, 1176 nucleotides. The record is from the annotation of a GenBank genome assembly. NCBI's taxonomy places the organism in Eukaryota, Viridiplantae, Streptophyta, Magnoliopsida, Malpighiales, Linaceae.
AUGUUGAAGAAGCGGAAGAGGGACGAAGAAGGAGGAGCUAAGGAGAAGGAUAAUAUGGAGAUCGUGUGGCAAACGCCGGCGAAUCUGCCGGAAAAGCACGAUUACAUCUUUCGAAACGGGAGACGCCAUGUAAAGCCUUACUACUUCGAGUUCAUCUGUCAUGUCAAGAGUCGUUGGGCGGGGAAGACAAUCGUUGAUUUGUUCGCUGAUGAUUUCAGAGGCCGACCUUAUGAUUACUAUGUUGGUGCUGUCAAAUGUGGACGGAUAAAGGUGGAGGGAGAAAUGGUUCCAGUUUCUUACAUAGUGAAGAAUUCCCAGAAGAUUAGCCACUUUGUACACAGGCAUGAACCGCCAGUCAUGGCAUGCAAUGUUACCGUCCUGCAAGAAGAGCCCGAUGUUGUCACCGUCUGUAAACCAGCAACUGUGCCUGUCCACCCUUGUGGUCAGUACCGUAAGAACACUGUCGUUGGCAUUCUUGAGGCUGAACAUGGUUUAGGACCUUUAUUUCCUGUUCAUCGACUGGAUCGGCUGGUCUCAGGACUACUGAUCUUGGCCAGAAAUGCUUCAAAGGCUGACCUUUUCAGACAAGAAAUUGAAGCUGGAUUGGUGCAAAAACAGUAUGUAGCAAAGGUUGUUGGUGUUUUCCCUGAAGACGAGCAAGUUGUUGAUGUCAAUGUAAAUUUUAAUGCUCGAGAAGGAAGGAGCACAGUAGAGGUUGGUGAAUUGUGUGGAAAAUCUUCCGUCAAAGGAAAGGCUGCUUGUACUAAGUUCACUCUCAUUAGUACCAAUGGGACUCAUAGCAUUGUAUUAUGCAAACCUGUCACAGGCCGAACUCAUCAGAUACGAGUUCAUUUGAAACAUACUGGUCACCCCAUUGCAAAUGACUAUCUGUACCUGUCUGAGCAUGAGACUAGCUGGUGGCCAGAAGGAAUGAGUGCUGACAGAGCUGCUGCUCGUCGUUCCGGUUUUAUGACAUCUGAAGAUAAUGGUGCCACUAAUUGUGAAUCAAUCUGCAAAGAAGAUUUUGACGUUGAUCCAAUGUGUACCAACUGUCCAGAUUUGACUCCCAAAGGAUAUGAUGGGGAUGAAGACGCCCUGUGGCUUCACUGCGUCGAGUAUUCUGGGCCUGAAUGGAUGUAUCAGUGCCCAUAUCCAGACUGGGCUGUUCUAACUUGA